UUGGGCUCUGUACGCGCGCGAGAGAGCAUGCAACAAUCAUCUUAUUCAUGUUCCCGUGCGCAGGGAGCUCACAGACACAAGCUAGGGAACAGUUAGCCGCAGACUGAUAACAAAAUGCACAUAUUUUGUUGCCUGGUGAGUGCAUGCCAUAGAAGCCAGAUAAAUGCAUACGUGCACCUGUGACUUUUAUGAUAAUUUUCAGCAAACGGAGAAGGAUUUUUAACCCUUUUUAGUAAGCCACAAGAUCGAUUUUAGUCGGCCCUGGGAGCCGCAACAUUUCAGCAAGAAGUGCAUUCAUUUGCAGAUGAGACGAAGGAGUCAAAAUGUUGUUUGGAGGAGUAACUAAUGCAUGGACAAGUGGCCAUUUGCACGCCUCUGGUACGACUCAAAAGUGAAGGUGGCGGAUUCCGCUCCAGUGAUCAAUUGCCAAGAUUUGAUCUCGUCUUAGUCCUCCACUUCACGGCCUUGUGCCUUCAGCAAUCAUCUUGACAGUUCUUCAGUGUCUUUGGCAGCCAUGGACUGGGCCACUCCUGCUGCCAAACUGAACUCGUACGCCCGUGCCCGUGUGACAGAGGCCUGGCAGCAGCAUGCCGUCUCCCAAACUCAGGUGGUCCACACCAUCCCUCCGGGAGCUGAAAACUCCCUGGGGUGUACCGUGUAUGGAAUCGUCCUGCAGCAAGAGUCCACGCCUCUUCAGCAACAGCAGCUCGGACACACACAACACGGAGGCGGGCAGCACAGUCAGCAACAUUCAGCCCAGGACCAGCAGAACCCCUUGCAGGCCGGCAACGAGGGCGGCCAUAAGUGCGAGACAUGCGGACACGAUAUAUCCCACCUCGCCAAUCCCCACGAGCACCAGUGCAUGGUAAGUCAGGAAAGGUCAUUUCAGUGCACGCAGUGCUUGAAGAUUUUCCACCAGGCAACGGACUUACUCGAGCACCAGUGCGUUCAAGUGGAACAGAAACCGUUUGUUUGCGGCUUGUGCAAGAUGGGCUUCUCCUUGCUCACGUCUCUCGCCCAUCACCACUCAUCCCACAACAGCACCCACCCGAUGAAGUGUUCCAUAUGCGAGAAGACAUACCGGCCCGGUUCUUCUGGCGGCAUGACCGCCAACUCCUCGUCAAACAACGCCCAGCAGCACAGCAGAGACGGGGCGUCAGCCAGCAGCAACUCAUCCAUCCUACCGUUCCCCUCGGCUCGCGACCGCCCGUAUAAAUGUUCCGUGUGUCAGAAGGGCUUCAAGCACCUGUCGGAACUCACGCGGCACGAGCGAGUGCACACCGGCGAGAAGCCUUUCAAAUGCGACACGUGCGACAAGGCUUUCAGCCAGUCGUCGCACCUGCAGCACCACCAGCGAACGCACAGCAACGAACGCCCGUUCAAGUGCGCCGUUUGCGAGAAAAGCUUUAAGCACCGCUCGCACUUGGUGCGUCACAUGUACGUGCACUCCGGCGAGCACUUGUUCAAAUGCAACUUAUGCGAGCUGCACUUCAAAGAGUCGUCGGAGCUCCUUCACCAUCCCUGCCACCCGCAGGGUUCCCGCCCCUUCCGCUGCGCCACAUGCGGGAAGGGCUUCAAGCGGCCGUCGGACCUCCGCCAGCACGAGCGAACACACUCGGAGGAGCGUCCUUUUCACUGUGACGAGUGUCAGAUGAGCUUCAAGCAGCAGUACGCCCUCGUGCGGCACCGCCGUACGCACAAAGACCCCGGCGAUAGACCGUUCAAAUGCAAUCUAUGCGACAUGGGCUUCAUGCAACCGUCGCAUCUCCUCUACCACCAGCACGUCCACGGCAUGGACAACCUCUUUAAGUGUGCCUCAUGCCAGAAGGAGUUCAGUCAAUCGGGAGAGCUGCUCCGGCACAAAUGUGGCGAGUCGCCGAACACCGCGCCGGAUAAACCGUACAAGUGCGACGUCUGCGGAAAGGGCUACAAGAAGAGCUCCACGUUACAGCGGCAUCAAAACUCCCACUGCCAAGAAAAGCCCCUAAAGUGCUCGCUCUGCGAUCGUCGCUUCCUGUCCUCGUCCGAAUUCGUCCAGCAUCGCUGUGACCCGUCACGGGAAAAACCACUUCAAUGCCCUGACUGCGAGAAGCGCUUCAAAUACUCCUCAGACCUCAACAGGCAUCUACGCGUGCACACGGGCGAGAAGCCGUACAAGUGUGACCAUUGCAACAAAUGCUUCAAACAACGCGAACAUAUGACCAAACACCAGAGCACGCACUCGAGGGAAGGACAGUUCAAGUGCGUGUGGUGCGGCGAGCGUUUCAGUGACUUGGGCUCAUUACAGGAUCACACCGUGCAGCACACGGCCGACGGGGGGGACUACCCAGUACCCCAUUGUAUCUAAAUCCUUCUCCUUUAACCAGAUUUGUCAAUUUAUUGUUCCACACAGUCCCGCCUCCACCAAGCAGUACAGUUGAAGUUUAGUGCAGUACAAGUAUUUUUUUAGUGUGGGUACCAAAAGAAGGCUAAUCGAGAGUGGAAAUGGCGAUUGUGCUACAAAUGAAUGAAUGAAUGUCUGAAAAGAGGUGGGAAGAAGCACAAAAAAGACCAGUCCUAAGAAGCCAGAAAAUCAUUCAUUCAUUCAUUUUUUACCGCUUUUCCUCACGAGGGUCGCGGGGGUGCUGGAGCCUAUCCCAGCUGUCUUCGGGUGAGAGGCGGGGUACAACCUGGACUGGUCGCCAGCCAAUCACAGGGCACAUAUAGACAAACAACCAUUCACACUCACAUUCAUACCUAUGGACAAUUUGGAGUCGCCAAUUAACCUAGCAUGUUUUUGGAAUGUGGGAGGAAACCGGAGUACCCGGAGAAAACCCACACAUGCACGGGGAUGGCCGAGGGUGGAAUUGAACCCUGGUCCUCCUAGCUGUGAGGUCUGUGCGCUAACCACUAGACCGCCGUGCCGCCCAAGCGAGAAAAUAAGUUCAUAUUUAUACAGUGUAGCAAUUGGGGGAAAAAAACAUACAUAUUUCAUAAGUGGCAGAAGUAGAAUCAUGGUGUGUCAAGAUUAUGACACUAGGGUUCAGAUUUGCCGGGAAUAUGCAAGCACUUCAACCAUUGUCUUUUUUUUAGGUGCAAAAAUAUCAAUUUAUGUCCAUGAACUUGGUGGAAACUGGACUGUAUUGCUUGGUGGAUUGGCCUUUUUAUUUAAAGGGGAACUGCACUUUUUUUGGAAUCUUGCCCAUCAUUCACAAUCCAAACAUGAAUACAUUUAUUUUCUUUUUCUGUGCAUUCUAGUGUGAGUUAAUAUGAACUAGCUAACAAUGCUGUCAUUGGGAUACACCUAUUUCAACUAUGAAGCCCUCUAACAACGUUUCAUUGUUUGACUAUUUAAAAACACUAUGGAAAGAUCUCGGCGCAUUGAUGCUAACUAACAAACACAACGCCUCGGCGCAUUGAUGCUAACUAACAAACACAAGGCAUCGUUGAGCGCUUGUCUCUGCAUCAGUGGAUACUUAGCUCUCGAUUUUGCUACAAAGACUCAACAAGAUGCUGGUUUGCCGUCAGCAUUUUUUUUUUUUACCCGAGGACUGGAUGUGCUGGAAGACACAGCCAUCCCAAUGACAGCGAAUAUCGCAAGUGUUGUCGACGCUGUUGUUGUUCCAAUCCAAUCCACUUUAUUUAUAUAGCACAUUUUAUAAACAGAGUUUCCAAAGUGCUGCACAGACUAGUAAAAUAAAAAGAAAAAAUAAAAUACAAUAAAGGUACAAAUUGAAUUUAAUCCAAAACUAAAAGCUCAAAUAAUAAAUAAAAUAGUAAAAUAGAUAUUAAAAUAUUAAAAACAAGAAGCAAAGCAAUAAAAGUGUAAUGGGCUUCAUAGUCGAAAUAAGUGUAUCCCAAUGACGUUCAUUGUGAGCUAGCUCACAUUAACUUGUUUUCUCGUGUUCUAAUGCACAGAAAUAUGUCUUCAUGUUUCACAUAAGGAUUGUGAAUGAUGGGAAAAAUUCCCCCACCCCACAAAAAGUGCAGUUCCCCUUUAAUUCAAUGUUCAAGUGUUUUUGGUUUUUUGACCUUUAACACUUUCUAUAUAUACAUUGUGUCAUUUUACAAAGGUUCCGCCUCUUAUCCUGUGCUUUUAUAAGCUCUUUUUGCCACCUUAAAAGAACAGCUCCACCCACUUAACUGCCACCGGUGCCACAAUGGAGGUUAAUCCAGACGCAAUAUUAAUAAUAAAAAGCAAGAUAUGACAUCUGUUUUAACACAAAAUAUCCUUUUUUUAAUGUCUUUAUCUUGAUUUAUCUUUCUUGCAAAUGAAAGACCAAGAAAGCCCUAAAAAAAUCCCUUUGUUUUUUUUUAAUAGAUGACAGAAGGGUGUAAGUAUAAAAGUAAACAAUCUAGUAUAAAAUAUACAAUAAAUAAUAAGCAAAGCACUUUAGUGGAUAGCCAGCAAAGGCCAAAGCAGUUAGUUGCUGUACAAAGUUUUUGCAUGUUUUAAAUUGUGUUAAGUGAUUUGUACUUGCAGUUUGCCAUCAAGUCAUACGAAAAUUAUAAGGACAUAGACAUAAAUACAAUUGUUAACGUCGGGAGGGCCUGCACCCAACAACAAAAUAAUACCGUACUUUACCCAAUCACCCACUCCCUGUGUGUGUUUUCUCGUCUAAACACUCCUCGAGUGUUCCCGAGUAUUCAGUGUAAUGACACUUCCAUCAGAGGUCAUUGCUGUACAUACUGGAUGUGUACGUGACUUGUUUACGUGUCAGAAUGUGUCUUUCUUAAAGAAAAUGUAGCAGACAGUGUUUUUUUUUUUUGUAUUAUUGCUACUUUUUACCAUGUGAACAUUUUUUUAUUUUAUGUCUAUGUGGGCCAUGUAGCGAUUGUAUCAUGUUGAAGGUAAAGAGAAACAUGAAUGGAAGCCGUUUAGGUCCAAAGAGGAAACACAGGCUGAAAAAGAGUUUAUUAAAAAUAUUUUGGCCAGAUUGGAACCUUUUUAAAAAAAAAAAAAUUCAAGUAGCCCCGGCUUGUCAUAAAGGUGUUUUUUGCACCUGCACUUUUGUCUUCAAAUAUGUGUACUUAUUGGUAAGCCUGUUGUCUGUCAUGCUAUAUUCCAUUUAUCGCAGUCUGCGUUACUUCUUCCCUUCCCAAAUUGCUCCCAAUUAGCAGUUUGUGUGCAGUAUUCAAACAGUACAUUUAGACUUGCAUUGUCGGUUGAAGUGAAAAAAAAAAUCCUCAUUGUUUGUAGACAUCACAAAAUUUUACAAUUUCACAUCUAUUUGUAUUCAUAAUUUCACAUUUAAAUGGAUAUCUUUCAAAAGAGACACAUGGGUAGAAUUUCUGCAAAGUACAAAUCAAAUAUUUUUGUAGUUGGAGCAUAGAAAACCUGUUUACAACCGUCUAAAUAUGGGUUUUUAACAUUAUUAGAGCCCUCUAGAUGUGAAAUAACACCCCUAUAAUCACAUCUUCACACUCAUAGUAUUACCCAAUAUGUAAACCUAACCAGAGAAAAUAAGCCAUUUAAGACAUAAAUAAAACUCAUGCUUGUUUGUGUGGAAAGAAAUAUAUGUGUACCGGACAUGUGGAGGACAGGAAGUGAUGUCGUGGGUUCAGAGUUGACUUUAAGCUUGGAGUGGAUUAGGGCCACAACAGUAUCCCAUGUUACUGUUAUGAUUAUGAUGUUAUUAUUAUUAUUACUAUUAUUAUUAUUGUGCCUAUUGUGAGAUCAUUCAAACCUGCAAUAAAAGCCUGUUGUUCCAGUAAUCAAGUCUGAUGCUUGUGUGCCUUAAUUAACAUUGCAGUAACAUUACUGACAUCUAGUGACCAGUGUAGAAUACUAC
This is a messenger RNA of Doryrhamphus excisus (bluestripe pipefish), 5771 nucleotides long. RefSeq names its product zinc finger protein 319b (gene znf319b). Gene Ontology annotation, cellular component: nucleus. Gene Ontology annotation, biological process: regulation of transcription by RNA polymerase II. The record is from RefSeq and is a predicted model, not a curated record. Lineage: Eukaryota; Metazoa; Chordata; Actinopteri; Syngnathiformes; Syngnathidae. Gene Ontology annotation, molecular function: RNA polymerase II cis-regulatory region sequence-specific DNA binding; DNA-binding transcription activator activity, RNA polymerase II-specific.